UACCUGGAAAAACGGAAAAUUAUCUGGAAUUUUUGAAUUUAUCCCAGAACAUCGCUCGCCAGUUUUCACCACAUCGGGCGAUUUCAAAAUUUUUCAUUUGAUGACGCCGAAAUUGCGCGUCGCAGAAGUCUAAUUACAUCGCAACUCUCAACGCUGACUCAUUCGGCAAUGGAGUCUUCACAAUUCCAGCAGCAGUACUGCCUCCGGUGGAACAAUCACAGUACACAUCUCCAAUCGACAUUUCACGAGCUUCUCCAGAAGCAGGCAUUCACCGAUGUUCUCCUGGUUGUGGAGGAUGAGUCUGGUCCGACAUCCAUCAAGUGUCACAGGGUAGUGCUUGCUGUGUGCUCGACAUUCUUCCAGAAGUUGUUUACCCAGGCACCCUCUCACGAGCAGUACCUGAUGCUUCUGCUACCAGGUGUUAAAUUCUGGGAGAUUGAGGCAAUCCUCGAGUACAUGUACCAGGGUGAAAUUUGUGUUCUCCAGGAGAGACUCAAUGAUUUGCUCAAGGUGGCAAAACUGCUGAAGGUCAAGGGUCUGAUUAACGACGAGCCCCAGGAUACUCAUGAAUCACCCUCACCAUCGCCCACCAUCAGCAGCACCGAUUACAACAUUCCAAAUGGUAGAGACCUGAAGACACCACGUUCACCUGCACAUUCCACGUCUGCUCCGUAUCAGCAGUACGCGUCAUCACCGCGUAGUGGAGCUCCAUACAUCCCCUCAGAAAGCGUUAACCACUUGACCAAUCUCUCCCUGGCAGCUGAAUCGGUCCUCAGUCCUCUUCUGGGUCGAAAAUCAUCAACACUGAAUCCACCUUAUAUUCCCAGCCAUUCAGAGACCGGACACAGUCGGCACUCAGAGAUCCUGAGGAAUGUCUUGGGCCAGGGGCACCCAGACAGCUCAAAAAUCCCCAUUCCCGUCGAUGACAGUCUUGAUCUACCAACUGAGUUCAACGGACACAGCGCCUUCACUGCCGACGUCUCAAGUAAAAAGGGAACGAAGAGAAGAUCAUCUCAGGAGCAUCAACAACGCAAGAGCAGUGGAAAAAAUUACAAGCUGUACUCAAAAGAGCAGAUGGCACAAGCCAUAAAACAAGUGGAAAAUGGUGAAUGCGCCCUGGCAGUGGCGACAGCCUUGGGAAUUCCCUCUCGUACUCUCUACGACAAGGUGAAGAAGAUGGGCAUCAGAACCCAAAGAAAUAUCAAGCGACAUCGUAGCAGUAGCAGCGGUGCUUUCCCUCAUGGAAUUGGUGGCAAUCGUAAUGGAGAUAUUUACAGAAGUAUGUCGGAUCACGAUGACGCCUCGAUGGCUCUUCUGGACAUGGCCCAGGGUCAAGGUCCACAGCUGUCUGAGAAAUUCGGAGCCAGCCUGGAGAACAUAAAGGGAAGUCCCAGCCCAAUGGCUCAAGAGGAUACUCAUCAGCCAUCUGAAAAUUCUGAUGCUAGUCCAGUGAAUCUUGAACGCUGUUCUACACCUCAUGAUGACAGUCAAGAGGCGAUUCAGGAUGAUGUCCAGGAUCUCUCGGUUCAGCGGACAAAUGUCAUUGUAUCACCUGGUAAUCAGCAUAGUAAGGAGGAAAUGGGUGAAUCACUCCAGAGUUGAGGGCUACACUGAUGCAGGAUUAUGCUCUGAUGAGAUUCGAUAGUCCGAACUAGUGUAAUUACUUCACCUGCUGAGUACCACAUCAAGGAGAAGUAUAACUCACCCCCAGAACUGAUUACGUGAGUGAUUGACGAACUUUCAUGAGACUGAGAGGGACUUUAUCUUUUCUUUGAGCGAUGAAUGGACUGAAAAUUAUAUAGUGUUCAAACUGAGAUUGAUAAAUCUCUGAUUAAAUUUUAAUACUGAUAUCUGGGCAAUUACUGGUAUGCCUUAUCAGAUAAUUGUCAUAUUUGAAUUAUUCAGAUUUUUAUUCAGUUUCAAUUAUUUAUUUUUUACGUUUUCAUUAUAAGACUUCUCUAGCAUGCGCAUCGAAAACGCUGAAGACAAUAGCCACAUCGGUUUUCAUGGUUAUUGAGUAGUGGAAUUGUUCAUAUUAUGUAAUGUAGGUUUUUGUGGUAGAGAUGUAGAAAUUCAUUUGAUGGAAUCUAUUAUAAAGCCUAAAAAUCUAUUGUGAUGUAAAUAUAGGAAUCGAAGAAUUGGAAAAUGUGUGCAGUGGCUCUUCGGUGGCCAUUAUUCAAGUUUUUCACAAAUUUCUGAGAGACCAUGACAAUCUGAUCCACGGCUUCCCAGGAAUUCGCGAAAACAAAUUGGAAGAACUCUCCCAUCACAAGCGAUAGCAUAAUUUAGAAAGAGAUGUUACAAGGAGGAAUUAUCAUGUUUGCUAUAUAAAAAUUUUAAGAUUAAAAAUUAAAUCGUAAUGAGAUGACAAGUAAAAAAAAUUGAAUGUGGCCUUGGGAUACUGUGGCAAUAUGUUGCUCAAUACGCAAUUUCUGGUAAAUAUUAAUGUUCAAUCGGUCAUGGGAUAUAUAAGACUGAUGAUAUAUUUAAAUAAUCAUUUGGACGUCAUUGUAUUCCGUAAACAGUUACCACCGAGACUAUUAAUUAUAAAUAUGAAGUUACCGUCGAUCUAUGAGAAUAUUUCAUUGUAAUUCUUUUCUUUUGGGAUAUGCGAACCUAGAGAUUCAGUUUCAUCUACUCUAGAGUCUCAUGUCUUCGAAGAUGAUUUGGUAACAAACCAUGGAAUCCUGGCAAGUACAUAUUACGUACUAACGUUAUCCCUAAUGUACCCGUCGUACUCGUCGGUUGAAAAAUUAUCAAUGCAUAUUCUAAGCUCGUUAUUCAGGCUAAUUUAUUAGCGUUCAAUCUCUCAUUAAUCCAUUUUAGCGAGAACGAAGCAAUGAUUUCAUCAUGGAUCGAUUAUUUUAGGAUCAUUUGUAAUUAAUAUAUAUUUAAGGUUUUAUCCGAGACUAAGUACAAAGGAAGUGCCUCGAUGCUAUACUCCAGAUUCUACCUCAAUAUUAUUCUUAUAAUCAUAAUUGUACAAGUAAUUAGUUAAUUUUAUUCCGAUUUCGCAUUUAGAUUGUAGU
This is a messenger RNA of Fopius arisanus, 3029 nucleotides long. RefSeq lists its product as uncharacterized. The record is from RefSeq and is a predicted model, not a curated record. NCBI's taxonomy places the organism in Eukaryota, Metazoa, Arthropoda, Insecta, Hymenoptera, Braconidae. Gene Ontology annotation, cellular component: nucleus. Gene Ontology annotation, molecular function: DNA binding; protein binding. The transcript is spliced from 3 exons. Gene Ontology annotation, biological process: regulation of transcription by RNA polymerase II. The coding region runs from base 169 to 1602 and encodes 477 amino acids.